Ailuropoda melanoleuca (giant panda) is the source of this 1909-nucleotide messenger RNA. It is a transcript of the gene CFAP300, whose product is annotated as cilia and flagella associated protein 300. Bases 231 to 1388 code for a protein of 385 amino acids. The record is from RefSeq and is a predicted model, not a curated record. NCBI's taxonomy places the organism in Eukaryota, Metazoa, Chordata, Mammalia, Carnivora, Ursidae. The transcript is spliced from 7 exons.
UCCGCCCGCAGGUCCAUGUUGGGCAGAGUCGCGGCACAGGCGUUCGGCUUCGACCAGACGUUCCAGGCGUACCGCAAGGACGACUUCGUCAUGGCUGGCCGGCAGAGGUGAUCGCGUGGGGAAGGGCAGCCGCCCGACAGGACGAGUUCGGGGCCGUCGUUAGCCCCCCCCCCACGCACACGGGAAAGAGUGCUCUGUCCGCGGUGCGCGGGAGACCACGGCUGCACAGGAUGGCUGCGGGAGGUUGCGGGUGCGCCGGGGCUGCGGUUGCGCGGGAGACCACGGGUGCACGGGGGGGGCUGCGGGGUGCGCGGGAGGCUGUGAGUGCGCGGGAGACCACGGGUGCAUGCGGGGGGGGGCUGCGGGAGGUUGCGGAGGCUGCGGGUGUGCGGGAGACUUGGGGCGGAGGGUGCGGCGGGGGGCUGCGGGGUGUACGGGAGAGUGGGGGGGGAGGCUGCUUGUGGGCGGGAGACCGCAGUGCGCGGGGAACUGCGGGGGUGCACACAGCAGGGCACCGACAGCGCCUCGUCUCCCGCACAGGGAUGCGUGUGGGGAGGAGGGGGGCCUGCGGUCCACCACUGCUGGGUGACGGCCGCAGAGCGGGCAUAGGAGCUGCUUGUCCUGCAGGUGCGGGAUCCAGCUGUCAGCAGGAGCCAUCCUCGUCCCGCCCUCCUCCUGCUCCCUGCGGUCCCCCAGGUGUCCGUGCCCCUCUGCUCUUUGUGCAGCACUGGCCACGGGAAGAAGGACCACCCUGCCCAAGUGUAACCUCUUUCCAAGCUUUCUUCAAAGACCCAAAUGUUAUUCCCAAUUUGAAGUUACUUUCUGAUUCUUCUGGACAGUGGAUUACAUUAGGAACUGAAGUGAAAAAAAUUGAAGCUAUAAAUGUUCCUUGUACACAGCUUUCAAUGUCAUUUUUUAAUCGGUUGUAUGAUGAAGACAUUGUACGAGACAAUGGACAUAUCGUUAAAUGUUUAGAUUCUUUUUGUGAUCCCUUUCCUAUUUCUGAUGAGUUACGAAAAGUUUUGCUCGUGGAAGACUCAGAAAAGUAUGAAGUAUUCAGCCAACCUGAUAGAGAAGAGUUUCUGUUUUGUCUUUUCAAACAUCUUUGCCUCGGUGGAGCCCUUUGUCAGUACGAAGAUGUGCUUUCCCCGUAUUUGGAAACCACGAAGCUUCUCUAUAAAGACCUAGUGAGUGUUCGAAAGAAUCCUCAGACCAAGAAAAUACAAAUUACGUCUUCCGUCUUUAAAGUCACAGCGUAUGACUCCGCUGGUGCGUGCUACCCUUCAACAAAGAGUCACGAACAGACGUUUUCUUACUUCAUCGUGGACCCGAUCAAGCGUCAUGUUCACGUAUUAUACCACUGUUACGGUGUGGGGGAUAUGUCUUAAUGGUAUUCUUUCAGAUUACCUAUUUUGAUAAUGUUUUAUUUACCAGUUUUUAAUUUUAAUGCCAAUUUAUAGGUAAACAUUUACUUUGCAAGUUAAUUCAAGUAAAAUGUAGAGAACCUGCUUGGAGCAGAAGGAGACAAGUACCAAGCUGCCUUUCUUUAAAUGUAUCUGGAAAGUAACCUAAGGACCACGUUCCAUCCCGAACACAAUCUACGCCAGUACAGUUGUGGAAUUUUUACAGAAAGUUACAAAGAACUAAAAAUCUAGUUUGUAUUUGUUGCUUUAAGGUUUAUGUAAGCCCUCAAUUUUCCAGGUGUUUUGUUUUAGAAGCUAAUUAAUUCUGGGUUGAAAUUGCAGCAGGAAACUGAACAUUGCUCUAUGAUCAUUAAUAUGAACUGUUUGCUUUUUAAAUUUGAGUUUCAUUUCAUUACAUUCUUCAUUGCAUAAAGAUUUACAUCUCUAGGGCUGUAAAGUGCAUAGGAAUUCCUUUGCUUCAUUCGUCCCACUUAAAAUCUUCAAUA